This is a messenger RNA of Ilex paraguariensis (yerba mate), 309 nucleotides long. Lineage: Eukaryota; Viridiplantae; Streptophyta; Magnoliopsida; Aquifoliales; Aquifoliaceae. The record is from the annotation of a GenBank genome assembly.
AUGAGGGCUGACUGUUUAGCAUUAUUAGAAGGGAUUAGACUUUAUAAGAGGAGUGGACUAGAGGCGAAAAUUUUAAUUGAGUCCGACUCUGAAGUUCUGGUUCAGAUGAUUUGUCAUGUUUUCCGAGAAGCGAAUUAUGUUGCUGAUUUUUUGGCAAAAAAGGCAUUUCAGGAUGGAGCUUCUUUGGAGUUUGCUACUGUGGGCUCUUUACCUUGUCUGGGACAUUUGUUGGUGGUACAAGACCAAAGAAUGAUGCUAGUCCUGAGGGUGAAGCGUUCAGUUCAUUAUGGCACUGUGCAGACAUGGUAG